GAGUUUUAUUGGUGUAAAUAAGACGUGUUCUUUUUCUUUUUAUUUCUGCUUUUUUUUUUUAUACAUUAAACAUGGAUUCUGACGAUGAUCUUGAUUGCCCUCUCUGCAUGGAGGAAUUUGAUAUUGCUGAUCGCAACUUUAAGCCUUGUCCUUGUGGUUAUCAAAUUUGUAGAUUCUGCUGGCACCAUAUCAAGGAAAAUUUAAAUGGGAGAUGUCCUGCUUGCCGUCGAGAAUAUUCAGAAGAAAUGGUUGAAUUUCAACCCGUGAGCGCAGACGAAUUACAGCGUAUUCGAAAAGAAAAGCGUGAAAAAGAAAGACAGCAAAAAGACAUGGAAUCAGCCAACCGGCGACAUCUGUCUAGUAUGCGUGUAGUUCAAAAGAAUCUAGUUUACAUUAUUGGUUUACAUCCUCGUCUAGCUACGGAAGAAGUGGUUCGUUCGCAUGACUUCUUUGGUCAGUUUGGCAAGAUCUCUAAGGUAGUCAUUAAUAAGCGGCCUUCUCUUCCUGCUUCUCAAAUGACUUCUCAACCAAGUGCUGCUGUCUAUGUGACUUAUUUUAGAAAAGACGAUGCUGCUAAAGCUAUUGCAGCUGUAGAUGGUAGUGUGAUUGCUGAUCGAGUUGUUAGAGCUUCGUAUGGUACCACAAAGUAUUGUACUUAUUAUUUGCGCAACAUGACAUGUCCAAAUCCAAAUUGUCUUUAUUUGCAUGAACAAGGCGAAGAUAUUGACACUAUCUCAAAGGAAGAAUUGGCUACAGGCAAACACCAUAUGCGUGAUAUGCUGUCUGUAGAUGAAGAAGAAAAAAAUCGCAAUGAAGCAUCGCCACAACGUCCUGCACUACCACUACCACCACCACCACCACCAGCUCUUUCUAAUGAUGAUUUCCCUGCUGUUUCUUCUUCCAAGAAACUGACGGACGAUUCAGCUUUACCUGCUUCUGCUUCAUGGGCUAAAGUAGGCAAUGCAACUAGUUCACCUUCUACACCCAUCAUGUCAGUCUCAGAUGCAUUUGGUCCUAGUCUAUCUGAUGCUGCGGCUGCUUCACAACAAAAGACACAAUUUCCUCCUAUGCCAAAACGUAAAAGUGAAAAGAAGAAACGGAAAGAACAACAACAACAGCAGCAGCAGCAGCAGCAACAACAACAGCAACAACAACAACAGCAACAACAGCAGCAACAGGUGCAACAACAACAAAACACUCUAUCUGAAUCCUCUACUGCGUCCUCUCCUGUUUCUUCAUUCGAACAAGGUUUAACAGGAUUUGUAUUAGGACAAGCAUACAGAGAUGUAUGCCCACUUCCUUCAGAAACAGAGUUCGAUAAACAACAAGACACAGACGAAUUAACAUUAGGCGUCUCUGUUUUACUUUUGAAUGACGAGAAAUCUCUAGAAGCAAAUUCAGAACCUGUUCAGUCUACUCCCGUGCCUUCAGUAAUUGAUUUCUUGACUUAUUCUACACCUACACCCAAAUACACUGGUUUGUUUAAUCCCUUUUCUCAUAUGGCUAUUUUGGUAGGCCAGUCUGGAAACAAGGCUGCUUUAAAUGCUUUAUUGAACAGUAGUUCUGGUCUAGACUCUCCUGUUCGUAGACAUUCGAGAUUUGGAUUUGCACAAGCAUGACAAUAAUAAUAAUAAAAAUAAAAAUAAUAAAAAGAAUUUACAAUGUAAAUGGUUC
Messenger RNA from Gilbertella persicaria, 1674 nucleotides. RefSeq lists its product as uncharacterized. Gene Ontology annotation, molecular function: metal ion binding; RNA binding; ubiquitin-protein transferase activity. Lineage: Eukaryota; Fungi; Mucoromycota; Mucoromycetes; Mucorales; Choanephoraceae. The transcript is spliced from 7 exons. Bases 72 to 1619 code for a protein of 515 amino acids. The record is from RefSeq and is a predicted model, not a curated record. Gene Ontology annotation, cellular component: CCR4-NOT complex. Gene Ontology annotation, biological process: protein ubiquitination.